Molecule: messenger RNA, 1908 nt
Organism: Hevea brasiliensis (rubber tree)
Lineage: Eukaryota; Viridiplantae; Streptophyta; Magnoliopsida; Malpighiales; Euphorbiaceae
Product: probable arabinosyltransferase ARAD1
Exons: 9
Coding region: 234-1739 (501 amino acids)
Molecular function (GO): glycosyltransferase activity
Source: RefSeq, a predicted model, not a curated record
AGGAAGAUAGGGACAAGGGACAAGCCCAUGUUAAAUCCACUCGAAACUCUAGACCCAACAAAAUGAAUACGUAACUCUACCCAUUUACCCAUUAGUAUAAUACAACUGCAGUUCUUCACUCCUCUCUCAACUCUUUCUUCAAUCUCCACAGCCAUAAGCUGCUUCUCCAUAAACACGGAAACAAAUCUGUAGCACUAUUUCUUUGAUCUCCAUAGCCAGAAAAAACCAUAAAAAUGCCAAGUAAACUUCACAUUUCGCCAUCAUCAAGAUCCAGAUCCCCGAUUCUCCUCCUUAUUCUCUCCUUCCUCGCUAUCUCUCUCCUUUUCCUCCUCUUUUCCCUUUCUUCCUCCCAAACCCGGAUCCUCUCCCCAUACCCGAACCCCAGUCUUGCCCUCAAACCCGAAACCUCCUUUCUCGCUUCUCUCGAGGACUUCCUCGCUGAGAAAGCUCCUAGAUCCUCUACGGUUCUCCAAGUGACCGAAGAGGAGUUGACAGAAUUAGAUGAGAAAAUUUUUAUGAGGGAGAGUGAGAGAGCGUACGGGGAUCCAUACUAUCCUCUUGAGUUUCCGAUUAGGGUUUACGUGUAUGAGAUGCCGAGGAAAUUCACCUACGAUUUGCUUUGGCUGUUUAGGAAUUCUUAUAGAGAGACUGAUAAUCUCACCUCCAAUGGCAGCCCCGUGCAUCGUUUAAUCGAACAGCAUUCCAUUGAUUAUUGGCUUUGGGCAGAUCUGAUAGCUCCAGAAUCAGAGAGGCUUUUGAAAAGUGUAGUGAGAGUUCGUAGGCAGGAGGAAGCAGAUUUGUUCUAUAUCCCUUUCUUCACUACAAUCAGCUUUUUCUUGCUUGAGAAGCAACAAUGCAAGGCUCUUUAUAGGGAAGCAUUGAAGUGGGUGACAGAUCAGCCUGCAUGGAAACGAUCUGGAGGGAGGGAUCACAUUCUUCCUGUUCAUCAUCCCUGGUCUUUCAAGUCUGUUCGGAGAUAUAUGAAAAAUGCAAUUUGGUUGCUACCUGACAUGGACUCCACGGGGAACUGGUACAAGCCAGGACAAGUGUUUUUGGAGAAAGAUCUAAUUCUUCCGUAUGUCCCCAAUGUUGAUUUGUGUGAUGCCAAGUGUUUAUCAGAAAGUGAAUCAAAAAGAAACACCCUGCUUUUCUUCCGUGGGCGGCUUAAAAGAAAUGCAGGUGGAAAGAUACGUGCUAAACUUGUAGCAGAACUAAGUGGUGCUGAUGGUGUUGUUAUAGAGGAAGGGACAGCUGGGGAGGGAGGGAAAGCAGCAGCCCAGAUUGGCAUGCGCAAGUCCAUCUUUUGCUUAAAUCCAGCUGGUGACACUCCAUCAUCCGCCAGAUUAUUUGAUGCUAUUGUCAGUGGGUGCAUCCCUGUAAUAAUUAGUGAUGAAUUGGAGCUACCUUUUGAAGGGAUUCUUGAUUAUAGAAAGAUAGCUUUAUUUGUUUCUUCUUCUAAUGCCAUGCAACCAGGGUGGUUGUUGAAAUUUUUGAAAGCUAUUAGCCCUGCUCAAAUAAGGGAAAUGCGAAGAAACCUUGGUCAGUACUCGAGGCAUUUUCUGUAUUCUAGUCCAGCUCAGUCCUUGGGUCCGGAAGACUUAGUCUGGAGAAUGAUGGCUGGUAAAUUGGUGAAUAUCAAACUUCACACUCGAAGAUCACAGCGUGUGGUGAAAGAGUCUAGGAGCAUAUGUACUUGUGAUUGUAAACGUGCGAACUUUACAGGUCCCAAUAUAGUGUAGGUUAAGAUCUCUGUUAUUUGAAAUCAUUCUUUCACGUGUGGAUAUAAACCUUUUAGUUAUUUUUCGAAGUGCCCAAAAAAAAAAAAAAACCAGAUUCACGUAUCAGCUACUUGUUUCUUGAACUGUGCUGAGAAGUUAAAUGGUAUUCGUGUUCUAUCUCUUUCCUGCA